This is a messenger RNA of Aspergillus bombycis, 927 nucleotides long. RefSeq lists its product as uncharacterized. The record is from RefSeq and is a predicted model, not a curated record. Lineage: Eukaryota; Fungi; Ascomycota; Eurotiomycetes; Eurotiales; Aspergillaceae. Bases 1 to 927 code for a protein of 308 amino acids. The transcript has 2 exons.
AUGGCGGGGAUUGCUAUAGCAGCCAUCACGGACUGGAAUAACCGAAUGAAUACCAGCCAUGCCAAUAAUGGCCAGUCUAUAAAAGGCCUAAUCGCCGUCGCAUUUGAUCAGCGAAAUCAUGGCACAAGGCUGGUUGAUCCUAUUGGAAAUGAGGCAUGGAAACAGGGCAACCCUCGCCAUGCGCAGGACAUGUUUUCCAUCUUUCAGGGCACUGCACGGGAUGUUUCCCUUUUGAUCGAUUAUCUCCCAUCUUUCGUGUUUCCUCACUCCGAGCACAAGAUCACCGAAAACCUCGUACUUGGUGUUUCCCUGGGUGGACAUGCAGCGUGGAGCUGUAUUCUACACGAACCGCGCGUUACUACCGGUGUUGUUAUCAUUGGUUGUCCCGACUAUGUAAAUCUCAUGGCUGAUCGUGCGAGACUGUCGAAGCUCCCAGCAUGGACAAACAGUGACCCGCCGGGCUCCCAGUUCUUGGGUUCGGAGGCAUUUCCUGAGUUUCUCCUAGACACUGUCCGUAAUUAUGACCCGGCCAGUCUGUUCUUGAGCUAUUUGGACACGCAGAAGAGUGUCGAGCCUCUGCGGACCCCUACCUUGCCGGAGCCGACGGAGAAAGAGAAGCAGGCUCUACAGCCGCUGUUGGCCCGCUGCCUAGCAGGCAAAAGGAUACUUAAUCUUUCUGGCGGUGUGGAUAAGCUGGUUCCGUACCAUCGAGGAGAGGCCUUCUUAUCUUGGCUGAAACAAGCAGUUGCCCCCAACGGCUGGUUUUCCAAUGGUGCGGUGACUCUAGAAGAUGUUAUUGAUGAGAGCGCGGCGCAUGAGGUGACACCCAAGAUGGUUGACGAAGCAGUGCGGUUCAUUAGUGAUGCUCUCGCAGCCACUGACGAGGAUUCAAUAAAGUCUGGAUUUGUUCGUGAAUCCAAGAUAUAA